This is a messenger RNA of Histoplasma capsulatum G186AR, 579 nucleotides long. RefSeq lists its product as uncharacterized. The transcript has 2 exons. The record is from RefSeq and is a predicted model, not a curated record. Bases 1 to 579 code for a protein of 192 amino acids. NCBI's taxonomy places the organism in Eukaryota, Fungi, Ascomycota, Eurotiomycetes, Onygenales, Ajellomycetaceae.
AUGGCUGAUAUCACUUCCAUCAUCUCUGCACCAUCUGAUUCUGGCACUGGUGCUGCUAAUUCCACCACCUCUGCCUCUCCUCCUCCCAUUCCUUCCAACUCUGGUGCUGGCACUGCUAAUUCUGCCACCUCCACCCCUUCUCCUUCUGUUUCUUCUGCUUUUGUCUCCUUCAUAGCACAUCUUUUUCCACCUCAUGAAGGAUUCAAUGAUGACUCUAUAUCUAUAUAUCAUCAAAAUGAGGAUGAUGAUGCUGAUAUUGAUGAUGAUGAUGAUGAUGCUGCUGUUGAUGAUGCUGUUGAUGAAGAUGAGGCUAUAAAUGUAAUGUGCACUUUAACACUUAGCAUCAAGAACUGUCUUCAGCUUGCCAAAGCAAUUGUUGACAGAGCUUCUGAAAAUAUGCAUAUGAUGCUUGUGAUCACAGCUUCUCAGAUGAUGGCAGAAAUAUAUAGAAAGGUGAUUGCACACACCACAGUGGUGGUAAACUCUGACAAGUUCCACUCUGAGAAGGAUAAACAAUUAGAAAAGAAUGCUCUUGAGAAUAUUAUUGACAUUGCCACAUUGCAGCAACACAGUAUAUAA